AUGGCCGCUUUUGCCGAAGAGGACUAUGCGAUUGAGAAGCCAUUGGUAGCAUCGACAGGGCUGAGGCAAGGACUCACCUCUUAUGGAGAUGCCCACUUCUCCCUCUUCCUGAGAAAGGUAUUUAUCAAAGCCUUGGGGUAUAGUGAAGACGCUCUGUCGAGGCCAAUCAUCGGAAUCAUCAACACCUAUUCAAGCUUCAAUCCAUGUCAUGCGAACGUGCCGCAGCUCAUUGAAGCCGCCAAGCGAGGUGUUCAAUUGAAUGGUGGACUUGCUAUCGAUUUUCCUACUAUCAGCAUCCAUGAGUCGUUCUCCUAUCCGACAAGCAUGUUCUUGAGAAACCUCAUGAGUAUGGACACGGAGGAAAUGAUCAAGGCUCAGCCAGUUGAUGCGUGUAUCAUGAUAGGAGGAUGCGAUAAAACUGUACCUGCUCAGAUCAUGGGCGGAAUAUCCGCAAACAAACCCAUUUUACCUUUGGUCACAGGUCCGAUGAUGCCAGGGAGCCAUAAAGGAAAGCGGAUCGGAGCAUGCACAGAUUGUCGGAAUAACUGGGCGUCUUUUCGAGCUGGAAACCUAGACGUGGAAGAUAUUGCGUCGCUGAACGAAGAGCUGGCUCCCACGGCUGGAACAUGCGGAGUGAUGGGGACAGCCAGUACGAUGGCAUGCAUCACCGCAGCAUUGGGGCUCAUGCCCCUCCGCGGUGCAUCUGCACCCGCUGUCUCCUCCGCACGGCUUCGCAUUGCGGAAGAAACAGGCGCGAACGCUGUUGCGGCAGCGGGUGCCAAACGGUCCCCUCAGUCAAUCCUGACCAAGGAGUCUUUUUACAACGCCAUUAUCGUGCUUCAAGCGAUCGGAGGGUCGACCAAUGCCGUAGUGCAUUUGAUGGCGAUCGUUAAUCGUCACCCCAAGCUCUGUGGAAGUGGCGAUAUAACACUGCAAACCUUUGAUGAUAUUGGUCGGAAGGUCCCUCUGCUCAUCGAUCUCAAACCCAGUGGCGACAAUUAUAUGACUGAUUUUCAUAACGCAGGGGGUAUGCUUGCCUUGCUGCACACCCUCCGACCGUUGCUUCACCUUUCAGCGAUGACGCUGAGCGGUAUAACUCUCGGUGAGGUCUUGGAUCAGACCCCCUUCCGAACCUUCCCAUACUCCCAAGAGAUCAUUCGGCCAUUGUCCAACCCUCUGUAUCCUGCAUCAUCAUUGGUUGUUCUCAGAGGCAAUCUCGCGCCUGGGGGUGCCAUCAUCAAAGCGUCUGCCUCGAAAGAUCGGCGCCUACUCUGCCACACCGGGCCCGCCGUGGUCUUCAAGAACAGUGCUGAUCUGGCCCUUCGGAUCGACGACCCUGAUCUCAACGUGACCAAGGAUUCUGUCCUUGUUCUCCAGGCAAUCGGUCCCAUUGGCAACCCAGGUAUGCCCGAGGCUGGAAUGAUCCCAUUACCCCGCAAGCUUGCUGCCGCGGGUGUCACAGAUAUGCUGAGGGUGUCCGACGGGAGGAUGUCUGGCACAGCCGGUGGCACGAUUGUGCUACACGUAUCACCUGAGGCGAUCGUGCCAACCUCUGUCCUGGGCAUCGUGAGAGAUGGUGAUAUCAUCACCUGCGACGCUGAAACGCGAGUGCUGAAUCUAGAUGUUGACCAACGGGAGAUCGACGAGCGCCUUGCGGAAAGAGCAUUGAGCAGUGAGCAGGCUCGUCGCACGGACGACAUCCAGGCCAAGAGGGGAUAUGCCGGUCUGUAUCAACGUUCGGUCAACCAGGCUCAGGAAGGGGCUGAUUUCGAUUUCCUCACCGCGGCUGGUCCGAAGGGAAGGUGA
Penicillium olsonii is the source of this 1806-nucleotide messenger RNA. The record is from the annotation of a GenBank genome assembly. NCBI's taxonomy places the organism in Eukaryota, Fungi, Ascomycota, Eurotiomycetes, Eurotiales, Aspergillaceae.